Molecule: messenger RNA, 1725 nt
Organism: Seminavis robusta
Lineage: Eukaryota; Bacillariophyta; Bacillariophyceae; Naviculales; Naviculaceae
Source: the annotation of a GenBank genome assembly
AUGGGCAAUCAACCAUCAUCUGGCGAAGGCGGAGGCGUGGGUAGUACCACCAGCAACAAGGUCCGCGGUUUUAUGGGCAAGGGACUGUUGGGGUUGAGCAAGGCAGAGCUGGAUGAACGCUGUCGACCCAGUGGUCUCUACCCCAGCUGCCAGUGGGAAGACAAGGCGGUCCGCAAGUUGAUUGGCGAUGGCAAAUUGUCGGCUCGUUUGCGCGGCACGGAGAAUCGUUCGUCUCCUACGGAUCGCGAAUGUCCCAUUUGUUUUCUGCAGUACAAAGAAGUCAACACGACAAAGUGCUGUUCGGCAUUUAUCUGCACCGAGUGCUAUCUCCAAGUGAGACCGCAAAAGGCCAAAUCACCCAGUUGUCCCUUUUGCAAUCACAGUAAAUUCUCGGUGACGGUCGCUCAAGCCAUGAACGCCGAAGCCAUGUUGUUGCGCGAAGAAACUGAACAACGAGUCAUUGAAGCCAAAAUUAGAGAACAGCAAAGCCAACAAAACAGUAACUCUCCCAAUGGUGACAACAAGGCUGGUGGUGCCGCUGAAAAGAAUUCCUUUGGAUCGUCACUCGAACAAAAUGAACGAAUAGCCACACUCCGCGCACGAUCUUCCAGUCUCUCCGAUCAACAAGAGAAUUUCGAAUCCAUUCCAGAAGAUGUCUUGAGAGAAUCCUUUGCCAUGACACCCGAAGAACGACGCAUGCUCGAAGACGAAAUGAGAGCACAGCAUUCUCAUCCGCUCUCACUCAGACUCGAAGCGGAAGCGGAAGAACGACGCAUUCAAAAUGAACAAGAGUUCUUGCGCAAUAAUCCAACUCAUGCCUUUUUGGAACAACAACGGCGGUAUCGAUCCGCACGGGCCAGUGGUAGUAGAACAACCGGUGGUGCCGAGCCACCCCGAAGAAAUUGGAAUCAAAUUGUUGAAGCCUUUGAACGGGGUGGACAUGGUGAAGUCAACUCAUUGGAUGAUUUGGUCGUCUUGGAAGCGGCCAUGAUCCUAAGUAUGGAAGAAGAAGGCCGACGUCGUGGCAGCAAUAGUGCUGCGCCAGACGGAGCCGCAGAACCCUUUGACGCCAAUCGACACGCCAAUGAAGGAUUCCCUCUGGUGCGAUCCAUACUCUCGGGGCGUCAAUCCGGGACAGCAACGCGGGAUGAGGAUCAAAUUCAAAACUUGGCCAAUAGUAUCUACAAUUCUCGACGACGAAGUGGACGAAACUCUCUCUUGCGGGCGGCGUACGGGGCUGGCAACAACAACAAUACUAAUAAUGCCAAUGCACCCAACAACAACAACAAUACUGCCAAUGCACCCAACAACAAUCAAUUGGAUACCGCCAUGGAUACCGCAGGAUUGUUAAUGCGAGGAAUUUCCGAAGAUGAUCAGAUUGCCAUGGCCAUUGCGGCUAGUUUGCAGGAACAGAGUCAACCCAAUGAAGAGGAAGGCGGGGAGGAAAAUGAAACCAGUGGCGGCGAGAACGAUGACGCAGAAGGCGAAACGAGCGCGCAGGAGCCAGAAUCGAGCGGCAACACAGCGGAGGAACUACAAGCAUCAGAGGACGCUGCAGUAGAGGCGGCCUUGGAAUCGGCCGAAGCCACAAGUACCGAGGCAACAGAGACCGCGCCAGAGGAACCCUCCAACACUACAGAACCAACGAACGCUCCCGCUGACGCGGGUGCAAGUGAUGUCCCAGCCGAGUCUUUGGAUGACGAAAACCAUGGGGGCGCAAGUUGA